Colletotrichum orchidophilum is the source of this 1704-nucleotide messenger RNA. RefSeq names its product AMP-binding enzyme. NCBI's taxonomy places the organism in Eukaryota, Fungi, Ascomycota, Sordariomycetes, Glomerellales, Glomerellaceae. The transcript has 2 exons. Gene Ontology annotation, molecular function: CoA-ligase activity. The record is from RefSeq and is a predicted model, not a curated record. The coding region runs from base 1 to 1704 and encodes 567 amino acids. Gene Ontology annotation, biological process: secondary metabolic process.
AUGCCUAUCGAAUCACGGUGGUCGGAGCCCCUUCCGAACUGCUCGUUGCAGACAUGGAUCUUUGGUUCUUCCAAUGCUCCUCUCUCUAAUCGAAAAGCAUUUUAUGACGCCGACAGACCAGAUACUCACUUCAUCACCUUCUCCGACUACCGCCUCGUGGCGAAGCAAAUCGCUCUCGGUCUCCAAGCGGCGGGCCUCAAGCCAGGCGAUCGCGUGCUCCUAUUCUCGGGCAACAACCUCUUCUUCCCUGUCGUCUUCCUCGGCAUCCUGAUGGCCGGCGGCAUCUUCACAGGCGCCAACCCGACCUUUGUCACCCGCGAGCUGGCGUACCAGCUAAAGGACAGCGGCGCGACCUUCAUGAUCGCCGCCGAAGGCAGUCUCGAAAUCGCCCUGGAGGCAGCCAAGGAGGUUUCCAUCCCCGCCAACAACGUCUUCGUCUUCGACACCACAGUUCCCGGAUCGGGCAGACCCGAGAAGCCCGCGCAGGGCGGCGCCCGUCACUGGACGGAGCUCAUCGCCCCAAAGGCGCAGGCCGAGAAGUUCCAGUGGGUCGAGCCGGCCGACGCGCGCACGACGACGUGCUGCCUCAACUACAGCUCCGGCACGACGGGCGUGCCCAAGGGCGUCGAGAUCUCUCACUACAGCUACGUCGCCAACGGUGCCGGUGUCGUCAAGGUAGCGGCGCUGGAGCCGGAUCAUGAGGCCUCCAUUGCCCGUUCCGUUGGUCUCUGCUUCCUACCCCUCUACCAUGCCUAUGCGCAGACAUACUUCGUCGCCAACUUCGCCAAGCAGGGGAUCCCAGUCUAUAUCAUGAACGGAUUCGACUUUGUCAAAAUGCUCACCUACAUCCAAAAGUACCGCGUCACGCAGCUCGUCAGUGUGCCCCCGAUUCUCGUCGCCCUGACAAAGCAUCCCAUCACCGCAAAGUUUGACCUCAGCAGUCUUGAGACCGUCGGCUCGGGUGCCGCGCCCUUGGCGGCGGACGUGGCUCGUCAGGCCGAACGCAUUCUUAAGAAGCAGGACCUCAUCGUUCGGCAGGGCUGGGGAAUGACUGAAGUCACCUGUACAGCCAUGACGUGGGACCCGAACCGUCUGCUCCGCAGCGCUUCCGUUGGAGAGCUCAUGCCCAACUGCCGAGGCAAGCUCGUCGAUCCCGAGACCGGCAAAGAGGUCACCGAGGCCAAGGUUCCUGGCGAGCUCUUGAUUUCAGGCCCGACCGUCAUGCGCGGCUACUGGCGUAACCUCAAAGCCACGAACGAGACCAUCGUCGUAGAUGAUCAAGGCAGCCGCUGGCUGCGGACUGGUGACAUUGCUUAUAUUGAAGAGUAUAGCACAGGCGGCCUCUUCCACAUUGUUGACCGCAUGAAGGAGCUCAUCAAAGUGAAGGGCAACCAGGUUGCCCCGGCCGAGCUGGAGGCCUUGCUCCUCGAACGUCAAGAUGUGGCUGACGUUGCUGUCAUUGGGGUCACCAUCAACGGGGAAGAGUUACCAAGGGCGUAUAUCGUUCGGUCACCCGGCACCAACGCUUCCGGGGAGGAUAUUGCCAAGUGGUUAGAGGGCCGGGUCGCCAAGCAUAAGCGUCUUCGAGGCGGUGUGUCUUUCACUGAUGUGAUCCCCAAGAACCCAUCCGGCAAGAUCUUGCGAAAGAUUCUUAGAGAAAAGGCCAAGCAAGAAGUCGGCGACUCAGUUGCUGCCAAGCUGUAG